Harmonia axyridis is the source of this 1169-nucleotide messenger RNA. Its product is annotated as luciferin sulfotransferase. Gene Ontology annotation, molecular function: sulfotransferase activity. The transcript is spliced from 4 exons. The record is from RefSeq and is a predicted model, not a curated record. The coding region runs from base 55 to 1020 and encodes 321 amino acids. Gene Ontology annotation, biological process: sulfation. NCBI's taxonomy places the organism in Eukaryota, Metazoa, Arthropoda, Insecta, Coleoptera, Coccinellidae. Gene Ontology annotation, cellular component: cytoplasm.
CACCGGAAUAAGGAGAUUCAGUAUACUGCGGAUCAGUGUUAAGAACGGUCAACGAUGAGUUUCACGGUUAAACCUAUCGAGGGCGAUUAUGCCGAAAAGCUGGACAAGGCUUUCGGCGUGAAAAACGCGGUAUUCGAGUACAAUCCCGGAAAAUGCCUGAUGCCCAUCUAUUUUUCGGAGAUAGCGCAACAAGUGUUAGACGCCCCUAUCAGAGAAGAUGACGUGUGGCUGGUCAGUUUUCCUAGAACAGGAUCUACUUGGUGCCAAGAAAUGAUAUGGGCCAUUGGAAAUGACUUCGAUUUCGAUACAGCCAAAAAUACUGUUCAACAAAUAAGAGCGCCACUUAUAGAAUUGUCCACUGCCCUGGCAGAAUACUAUGAUACCCUAGGAGCAAUGAUUGGGAACUCAGUAGAGUAUGUUGCAAACCAACCAUCACCAAGAUACAUCAAAAGUCAUUUGCCUUUACCAUUAUUACCAACACAGCUGGACAAAAUUAAACCAAAGAUAAUCUAUACAGCUAGAAACCCAAAGGAUCUCUGUGUAUCCUAUUUUCACCAUUGCAAAAUGUUCCAUAACCUCAACACCACAUUCGAGGAAUUCUGUGACUUGUUCCUCAAUGACCACACUCCAUUAGGAUCAAUCUGGAGCCAUUAUCUACCAUUCUGGAAUAAGAGACAUGAAACUAACAUACACUUCCUGAAAUACGAAGAUAUGAAAAGAGAUUUUAGAGGAACCGUACGCAAACUGGCAGAUUUCAUGGAAAAGACCAUAACGGAAGAACAAAUAGACAGUCUGCAAGAUUUUCUCAGUGUUGAUAAGAUGAGAGAAAAUAAAGGAUGCAAUUUGCAAGUUCUAAUCGACACAAAACGUGGAAAAGACUACUACAAAAAAUCUGGCCAACAUUUUAUCAGGAAAGGUGAGGUUGGCGACCAUAAAAAUCACAUGACUCCUGAGUUGAUCAAGAAGUUCGAUGAUUGGAUAGCUGUUAACACUAAGGGAACUGGAUUAAGUUUCGAAUAAUUUUUUAACUUGUUUGUUUGACAUUUGUAUUUGUUUUUAUUAUCAAUGUAAGGUAUUUUAAGAUUUUUUAAGUUUGAGAAUAUACACAUAUUUAUCGAGUACAUUAUAGAUAUAUUCAAUAUAUCAAUUUGUUUCUGUUUUUGAUGUUA